This is a messenger RNA of Drosophila obscura, 1953 nucleotides long. RefSeq names its product suppressor of cytokine signaling 4 (gene Socs44A). The record is from RefSeq and is a predicted model, not a curated record. Gene Ontology annotation, biological process: intracellular signal transduction; phosphatidylinositol phosphate biosynthetic process. Gene Ontology annotation, cellular component: phosphatidylinositol 3-kinase complex. NCBI's taxonomy places the organism in Eukaryota, Metazoa, Arthropoda, Insecta, Diptera, Drosophilidae. The coding region runs from base 129 to 1160 and encodes 343 amino acids. Gene Ontology annotation, molecular function: 1-phosphatidylinositol-3-kinase regulator activity. The transcript is spliced from 2 exons.
AUUUAUUGUAAUUCCAACGAAAGGAAAACAAAUUCUUAUCAAUAAAUUUAAGUAGCAUUAAUCAUAGCUCCGAUUAGGUAUGGUAUAAUGAUGUGAUACAGACACGUGGAUACUGUUCCAACUCCAAAAUGAGCAACGGCGACGACAGCCAAAAUAACCAGAAUCAGGGCGCCGAUGGGGGGGAGCGGUCCGCGGAUUCAACAAAGGAAAAACGAAGUUGGUUUCAUUCCCUGACCAGGCGCAAAAAGUCAGACUCUGCCCUGGUCGCUUCGCCCACUUCCAGUGACGCUGUGGCCCAGUCAUCUUCUCAGAUGCAGAAUAACAACAACGAGGCCUGUGUCCCAAAUGCAGGGGAUGCUUCCAUGGUCAUUGGCAGCGCCAGCAGCAGCAGUCACAGCAACGGGGGAACAACUCUGCGCAAACGGAAGGACAAACGGAAUGUGUUCUCACGUCUACGCAGGAAGAUGGGGCAGGGCUUGAGCUCCCUGCGUAACUGGAACUCCAUGGGCGACUCCGACUGUGACGGAGGCACUACUGACGCGACCUACGAGUUCCUCACACCGUCCAUUUGCGUUGAGCCCACGUUGCCAUUCACACACGAUUACUUACGUUUCAUCCAGAAGAAGUGGCUGGAUCGACAGGACACGCCAAACGAGGUCAUGUACAAGGCCUGUUCAGAGAUGCUCAAUCAAGUUUGGUACUGGGGCGAGAUUUCCAGGCGAGAUGCGCAGCGCCAGCUCAGCGACAAGCCGACCGGAUCGUUUCUCGUGCGCGACUCGGAGACCAGCGGAUCCCAGUUCACACUCAGCUUUCGUAUUGUGAAUGUAACGCUGCACUACCGUCUCGAGUACAAGGAUGAGUUCUGGAACUUUGAGGAGCUCAAGUACGAGUCGAUUGUGGAGAUGAUCGAGGACAUUUUGCAUCGUUGCACCAACGAUAACUUUGUGUGCUUCGUGAAGGUGCCCAAUGAAAUGCAGCCGCCCUUUCCGGUGAUCUUAAAGUACCCCCUCAGUCGAUACUUGAACAUGCCCAAGCUGCAAGACCUUUGUCGGCGUGUCCUCCAGCGGCAAAUGAGCUCCGAACAUCUGGCCAAGCUGCCAGUGCCAGUGAAAAUGCGGGAAUACUUGUCCGUUGAGCGCGAGCUGGUCUUUCAAAGCUAAGUACAGAUGUCUGCAGAACAGCUGCUGGUUAUAGCUUUAAAAACGGAAGGUAAACAAAGGCAAACAAGUAAACCAAAGAGGGUGACAGACAGUUAAUGAUAUUUAUUGGGAUUGUGUUGCUUGAACAGAAUUCAAAGCAAGGCAAAUGCAAAUGUAAAUGCAGAUUCAAUGUUGGCCAUAUGUAUGUUUUUUGAUGCAUUUCUCUUCGCUCCAAAGUUACUAAGCGCACCGAACUCUUUACGCGUACGUACGUGCACAAAACGUUUAUGUUGUGUUUGCUUUUACUGUAUUUGAUAUAAUGAUAGGUAAACUUCCCCCCCUCCCAGUCGUAUCUAGGAUACGAACAACCUAUGUAUAUGUUAUUGGCAAAAAUAACUCACUCGAUUGAUUCGUUUUCCCCAAGAGUGUCUUGGGUCCAAUCUGUACUAUUCUGUACGCAAACAGCUACCUUAUAUUUGUAAAUUCAAGCCACUACACGUGAAGUGAAUGUAUUAACGUUAGCCUUAAGUCAGACUCAGAUAAUGAUGUAUUAUUGUACGUACAAGUAUUCGCAUUUUUAUUGAUUCCUAGCGUCGACACAAACAAAUCUUUUUGCUAAUCUAGAUAUGGUUGCACCGAACAGAAUUUAGGCAGCUUGACGUAAACUGAAUCUAAUCUGUUUAACGCCAAUUACAAUUACUCUUGUUACAAUGUGUAUGUAUUUUAUUUAAAACUAUAAGAAUAUAUCAAAUAACACUCAUUGAAUGUAUUGCUGUCUACCGAGUUCGCAAAUAAAAACCAAACCAAAAAUACA